Messenger RNA from Rhinopithecus roxellana (golden snub-nosed monkey), 2847 nucleotides. RefSeq names its product SLIT and NTRK like family member 1 (gene SLITRK1). The coding region runs from base 260 to 2350 and encodes 696 amino acids. The record is from RefSeq and is a predicted model, not a curated record. Gene Ontology annotation, molecular function: protein binding. Gene Ontology annotation, biological process: positive regulation of synapse assembly; regulation of presynapse assembly; axonogenesis. NCBI's taxonomy places the organism in Eukaryota, Metazoa, Chordata, Mammalia, Primates, Cercopithecidae. Gene Ontology annotation, cellular component: GABA-ergic synapse; glutamatergic synapse; postsynaptic density membrane. The transcript has 2 exons.
AACCACAAAACGCAGCGAUUGCGGAAAUUUUCCAGCGCCAUUGGCUGGGAAGCGUGAGUCCUUCGGUCGGGCGUGAUUUCAGCACCGGGGGGACUGGACAGCACCUCGGGGGGACUUCUGGGCAACCGGCAACCACAGCAAGAACUCCACCAGCAGCCUCAACAACAGAAGCCGCGGAAAACCCUGCUUUGUAUCAGAGAGGCAAGGAUGGUCGCUGUUACUUUGUGAUGAGAUCGGGGAUGAAUUGCUCGCUUUAAAAAUGCUGCUUUGGAUUCUGUUGCUGGAGACGUCUCUUUGUUUUGCCGCUGGAAACGUUACAGGGGACGUUUGCAAAGAGAAGAUCUGUUCCUGCAAUGAGAUAGAAGGGGACCUACACGUAGACUGUGAAAAAAAAGGCUUCACAAGUCUGCAGCGUUUCACUGCCCCGACUUCCCAGUUUUACCAUUUAUUUCUGCAUGGCAAUUCCCUCACUCGACUUUUCCCUAAUGAGUUCGCUAACUUUUAUAAUGCGGUUAGUUUGCACAUGGAAAACAAUGGCUUGCAUGAAAUCGUUCCGGGGGCUUUUCUGGGGCUGCAGCUGGUGAAAAGGCUGCACAUCAACAACAACAAGAUCAAGUCUUUUCGAAAGCAGACUUUUCUGGGGCUGGAUGAUCUGGAAUAUCUCCAGGCUGAUUUUAAUUUAUUACGAGAUAUAGACCCGGGGGCCUUCCAGGACUUGAACAAGCUGGAGGUGCUCAUUUUAAAUGACAAUCUCAUCAGCACCCUACCUGCCAAUGUGUUCCAGUAUGUGCCCAUCACCCACCUCGACCUCCGGGGUAACAGGCUGAAAACGCUGCCCUAUGAGGAGGUCUUGGAGCAAAUCCCUGGUAUUGCGGAGAUCCUGCUAGAGGAUAACCCUUGGGACUGCACCUGUGAUCUGCUCUCCCUGAAAGAAUGGCUGGAAAACAUUCCCAAGAAUGCCCUGAUCGGCCGAGUGGUCUGCGAAGCCCCCACCAGACUGCAGGGUAAAGACCUCAAUGAAACCACCGAACAGGACUUGUGUCCUUUGAAAAACCGAGUGGAUUCUAGUCUCCCAGCACCCCCUGCCCAAGAAGAGACCUUUGCUCCUGGCCCCCUGCCAACCCCUUUCAAGACAAAUGGGCAAGAAGAUCAUGCCACCCCAGGGUCUGCUCCAAACGGAGGUACAAAGAUCCCAGGCAACUGGCAGAUCAAAAUCAGACCGACAGCAGCGAUAGCGACGGGUAGCGCCAGAAACAAACCCUUAGCUAACAGUUUGCCCUGCCCUGGGGGCUGCAGCUGCGACCACAUCCCAGGGUCGGGUUUAAAGAUGAACUGCAACAACCGGAACGUGAGCAGCUUGGCUGAUUUGAAGCCCAAGCUCUCUAACGUGCAGGAGCUUUUCCUACGAGAUAACAAGAUCCACAGCAUCCGAAAAUCGCACUUUGUGGAUUACAAGAACCUCAUUCUGUUGGAUCUGGGCAACAAUAACAUCGCUACUGUAGAGAACAACACUUUCAAGAACCUUUUGGACCUCAGGUGGCUAUAUAUGGAUAGCAAUUACCUGGACACGCUGUCCCGGGAGAAAUUCGCGGGGCUGCAAAACCUAGAGUACCUGAACGUGGAGUACAACGCGAUCCAGCUCAUCUUCCCGGGCACUUUCAAUGCCAUGCCCAAACUGAGGAUCCUCAUUCUCAACAACAACCUGCUGAGGUCCCUGCCUGUGGACGUGUUCGCUGGGGUCUCGCUCUCUAAACUCAGCCUGCACAACAAUUACUUCAUGUACCUCCCAGUGGCAGGGGUGCUGGACCAGUUAACCUCCAUCAUCCAGAUAGACCUCCACGGAAACCCCUGGGAGUGCUCCUGCACCAUUGUGCCUUUCAAGCAAUGGGCAGAACGCUUGGGUUCCGAAGUGCUGAUGAGCGACCUCAAGUGUGAGACGCCGGUGAACUUCUUUAGAAAGGAUUUCAUGCUCCUCUCCAAUGACGAGAUCUGCCCCCAGCUGUACGCUAGGAUCUCGCCCACGUUAACUUCGCACAGUAAAAACAGCACUGGGUUGGCGGAGACCGGGACGCACUCCAACUCCUACCUAGACACCAGCAGGGUGUCCAUCUCGGUGUUGGUCCCGGGACUGCUGCUGGUGUUUGUCACCUCCGCCUUCACCGUGGUGGGCAUGCUCGUGUUUAUCCUGAGGAACCGAAAGCGGUCCAAGAGACGAGAUGCCAACUCCUCCGCGUCCGAGAUUAAUUCCCUACAGACAGUCUGUGACUCUUCCUACUGGCACAAUGGGCCUUACAACGCAGAUGGGGCCCACAGAGUGUAUGACUGUGGCUCUCACUCGCUCUCAGACUAAGACCCCAACCCCGACAGGGGAGGGCAGAGGGAAGGCGAUACAUCCUCUCCCGCCGCAGGCACCCCCCCAGGGGCUGGAGGGACGUGUACCCAAAUCCAUCAGCCUGAAUGGGCAUAAGUAGAUAAAUAACUGAGUUCGCACAACCGAAAGGGGCUGACCCCUUACUUAGCUCCCUCCUGGAAACAAAGAGCAGACUGUGGCGAGCUGGGAGAGCGCAGCCAGCUCGCUCUUUGCUGAGAGCCCCUUUUGACAGAAAGCCCAGCACGACCCUGCUGGAAGAACUGACAGUGCCCUCGCCCUCGGCCCCAGGGCCUGUGGGGUUGGAUGCCGCGGUUCUAUACAUAUAUACAUAUAUCUACAUCUAUAUAGAAAGAUAGAUAUCUAUUUUUCCCCUGUGGAUUAGCCCCGUGAUGGCUCCCUGUUGGCUACGCAGGGAUGGGCAGUUGCACGAAGGCAUGAAUGUAUUGUAAAUAAGUAACUCUGACUUCCGACAAAAA